GGUCGAAUGUUUGCACCCCCUAGAGUUGCAGAUUGAAAACGGACUUAAGGCCAACUUUGCAACUACUUCCAGUUGUCAUGAGAAGACAAGAGUUGGCCAAUUUCAUAUAUCCAAUAGUUGAGUUCGCCAAUCCGAUCGCAUGCACAAUCUACAAUGAAGCCAUUUGCUGUCGUCCGUUCCGAAAUUCUCCUCUCGUUCUUCCUGCUCCGGUAUUCACAGUCAAGAGCAAAGCCUUUGAACGUGGACAUAUGCAAACGUCUCUAUAACCGAAUGCCCGGAGCGGAUAGAAAUCCUACUUCGUAUCUGAGCUGUGGCCAGUGUUUACCAGGAUUCACAGCAGAACCCUGGAGCGGGGACCGCGAAUCAGACACUUGCUCACGGCAGUCGAAUGAAGUCGGGAAAGAAGGAACGCCCUGGGUGACGAUCGCCUCUGUCGGUACAGUUGGAGGCGUCCUUACGGUUCUGGCUACGGUAUUUUUGGUCGUCUGGCUCAUCCGAUUCAAGAAGGAAAGCAGGGAGCGCGAGCAGACACAGUCCAAGGAAGCUUCGCUGAAGAACCCUCCAGGAGAAGACGAGGAAAGCAUGACAGUCACUGUGACAACGUCCUGGUCGCAUCAAGAUGCUAUCAAAAGUAGUAAAAGUUGCUUGCUUCCAAAUGAAGCCAAGGAGGAGAGUAACAUAGGCACUCAAGAAAAAGCAACGUCCUCCCAGGCAGCAGCAAAACCCUCACCUAGCAAGCAAACGAUACCGAAUAUGGUGUCCUGUUUCCCACAUCAAAAUGCUAUCACAAGUAACUGGAAGGAUCUGAUUGCGGAUAUGGACGUGGAAAGUGUGGAGAACUAUAUGAUCAUCAAAAACAAGUUACCAUUGGACAAGCGGGAAGAACUGAAAAUGGAGAAGGUGGCAAGAAGGAGAAGGAGCCUCCUCCUCCACUACGUCCACGACCGAGACGAGGAUGUAUUCCUUGCAUUCCGGGAUGGUCUCGUCGACGCAGAUCAAACCCAUCUGGCAGAAAAAUUGAAGGCAUGA
Messenger RNA from Darwinula stevensoni, 1029 nucleotides. Lineage: Eukaryota; Metazoa; Arthropoda; Ostracoda; Podocopida; Darwinulidae. The record is from the annotation of a GenBank genome assembly.